CCAUGGAACUACAGAACCUUCUCCAGUGAAAUCGAAAGUCAUCUUUCCUGUACCAUAUACAUAGGAAUGUAACUGUAAACAUAUAUAACAAUAUAGAGGACGAAGAAAACUAAGUGAUACAAGAGAGAGGGAGGGAGAAUGGGAGCGAAUGCACCGUGGCUUCGCUGGAGAGGAAGUAGUCUCCUCGAGGCUGUCCGAUGUUUCCGUAGUUGCUGGGGUGAACUGGUGCAAACUCCCUGCGGGUAAUCUGGCGUUCCUGUGUAGUGAUGUGCCCCUUGACCACCUGCCAUGGAGGACUAUUUCUACUUGGAAGAGGCGGGAUACCCCAGUGUGGCAUAUAGGGGUUCAAAGACACAGUACGAGGACAUCUUGCCCAAUUCCAGGCAAGGAAAUGUCACCCAUGGCGACAGCACGGCUCGUGUAGACGGAGAUAAGUAUGAACUAACAUUGUUAGAUUCCCCGUGCGUCUACGAUGUGGCCCAAUACCCAAGUUACCACGGCGGAGGGCCGGGCGAUGCGGCUUUUCCUGACACACCUGUUUAUCCUCACCAGUAUAAUCAAGGUUGUGAUUUCAACGCAACGAUAGAAAAAGUUCCAAAUCCUCUCCCUUAUAAAGAUCUGAAUUUGGACCCAGUUCAGGAUACAUCCCACCACACGCUGCCUGAGGAGAAGGUCCCUCCUCAUCGGACCUAUGUGCGACCACAACGACGGAGACGUCAUCGCCAACCCGGUAAAGAAGUGGUCAAAACCCGAAGAGUUGCAGCAAACGCUCGGGAGCGUCGUAGGAUGCAUGGGCUCAACGAUGCAUUCGACCGCCUUCGUGAAGUUAUACCGUGCCUGGGCAGCGACAGGAAACUCUCCAAAUUUGAGACGCUUCAGAUGGCGCAAACAUACAUUGCUGCCCUACAGGAGCUACUCAAGUCAUCGGGGGCGUCAGUGUGAAGAUUGUGUUUCAAGCACAUUGGGGAUUAUUAAUACGUGUAUUAAUUUACAUUAUUACAUAGAAAAUAAGAUUUUAAUAUGAACAUUGAAGUAUAUAUAUUAUAUAUAUAUAAUAUUUCUUUAUAUCGCAAUAUAUAUUUAAACCGUGACUAGUAAAUCUGGUACAGCUGUAGGUUUAUAUUCGAUGUAGAAAUCUAAGUGGAAGAACAAAACAGACAUGUUCUGUUCUUCAAACAACAUUUUGUGUCCAGUUUCGUAGUAAUUUAUAUUUUUAUAAUUUAUUUAGCUUAUAAUUCUGCAAAUCCGAACUUUCAACAAUUAACAUUCAUAAACUAAUGCAGAACUUAAUAUAUCUAUUUAUUUAUUUGAAUUUAAUAUAAAAUAUAUGUUAACCUUAUGAAAGUCUUAGUCAUACAUUGUGAGUACGAUAUAAUUGAAUAAUGUUUAUAUGUGUAAAUAAAUACACCGGAACCUUCUCUCGACCGUAUUCUCAAAUUAUAUAAUCAUUACGCAAUUUAUUUAAACAUUACAAAUGCAGCCUUCAAAUCCAGGCUCACAUACAAUAUCUAACUUAAACAAGAAAAUUUAUGGAGACGUCAGAGAUUGUACUAAGGGACAAUGUUUUCUUUUUCAACCCAUUUUAUGCAUACCAAAUAUUUCCUCAUGUCAGAAAUGAUGUUACAGUUUUCUGAUGCACCUGAAAUAACCAUACACAUGCAUAUGCAUUAUGGAAAUUUUGUACAGUGAAGUUAUACACGACAAAAUAAGGUGCGUUUAGAAAAAAAUAAUAUCCUUUGGAACAUGAAAAUUCUGUGAUAAGUUGUUUGUUAUUUAUUGUUAUCUAUUUAUUACAUCAACUACUAAUAUUUUUUGUUAAACUGAUGGUAACGUUUUUAAGGCCUUCGAGAGCGAUUGUUUUAAAAUAUAUUAUUAUUCAUGAUAAACUGAAUGCAAAAACUUAGAUAUUUCAUUUUAACUCCCAAUUCAUAUUAUGCUUAAAAAUUUAAUAAAAAGUAAAAUAAUAGUGCUUGAAGGAAUAUUU
This is a messenger RNA of Procambarus clarkii (red swamp crayfish), 1984 nucleotides long. RefSeq names its product neurogenic differentiation factor 1-like. Gene Ontology annotation, cellular component: nucleus. NCBI's taxonomy places the organism in Eukaryota, Metazoa, Arthropoda, Malacostraca, Decapoda, Cambaridae. Gene Ontology annotation, molecular function: DNA-binding transcription factor activity, RNA polymerase II-specific; E-box binding; protein dimerization activity. Gene Ontology annotation, biological process: axon development; sensory organ development; positive regulation of transcription by RNA polymerase II. The record is from RefSeq and is a predicted model, not a curated record.